Molecule: messenger RNA, 7996 nt
Organism: Drosophila mojavensis
Lineage: Eukaryota; Metazoa; Arthropoda; Insecta; Diptera; Drosophilidae
Exons: 6
Coding region: 898-7470 (2190 amino acids)
Biological process (GO): negative regulation of transcription by RNA polymerase II
Cellular component (GO): nucleus
Molecular function (GO): transcription corepressor activity; protein binding
Source: RefSeq, a predicted model, not a curated record
CAUAGUGACACAUAAGUGAAAUAAAUAAAUAAAUAUAAUUGAGAAGGCGAGCGGAUAUGAAGUUCUGCGACGUCGAUCCUGACGCUGUAGGACAGGUUUAUCCGGGCAAACAUUUCACUUGACGACACUAAGCUACUAAUAUGUACAUAUGAAUUCACCAUGUUGUUUGCUCAAUGAGUGCGACUGUGAAACAACAAUGUGUGCAACAAUAACAACAAAGGCAAGCAUCGCAUCACUAGAAAGCAAAGUGAAAUUGAAUAAAGCAACAACAAAAACACGCAAUACCAAUUCAAAACCGUUAUUCAACAAUUUCAAGAAAUAAGUGAAAGAAGGCAACAAAUACUGGUUUUCAAAAACACGCAUUAACAUGUGUAUGUGUAUAUAUAUGUAUAUGCAUAAUUUAAUGUUGGAGGAAACAACAACAAACAGAGAGGUGCUACAACUGAAAAGUAGCUGUGCGAGAGAUUUGUAUGUGUAUUAUUAUCGUCGUAUGUAUGUGUGGAACAAGCAAAUGAGUGUGUAGUCUGUGAACUGUGCGAGAAAUAGCUAAACAAAGUGAAAAGCAAUGCUAAAGUAAUAAAAACAAUAAUAAUAAGAAGUGAUAUAAAGUUGAAGUAUUUUAUAAAUCUUUAAUCUAGCCGAAUCACCGAAUGCUAAUGUCACACACAUACACACCAUAACAGCGGGAGUAAAAGCAGCGACUAUACCAAAUAGUGGGUGUGGCAGCAGGACCUAAGCAAAGACCCUCGCUGAAUUAUCAGAGAUUUGAAACGAUCAAAAUUUUCAUGGACUUUCACAAAUUGGCACGUUGCUUUUCAAUUUUCAUAAGAUGCUGAAUGUCGUCAACAUUUUUAGGAAGUUUUCCAAACUCUUUGGACUGUAGGUCACAAAGCUACAAUGGAUCCUCUCAGACAUAACGAAUAUCAAACGCAUCAGUCCCACCACCCACAACAGCAUCAACAUGUAACUACGUAUUCACAACAUGUAGUGAACAACUACAUAGCCCCGCACCACCAUAAGCACGAGCAACAACCACCUGCAGCAACACCACAGCAACAACAACAGGAACCGCCGCAGCAACACUUGCCACCACAUCCGCAUUACCAAUUGGGUGGUAGCAACUCACUCUACCCCAGCUCAAUCAAUAAUUACCAUAACACACAGCCAACGGAUGCGGAACGUACCCGAUCCACCGUCUAUCUGAUGAGCGCACGGAGUAGUGGUGGUGGCGCUGGAACCAGUAGUAAUCCGGGGGGAACAGCUGCAGCUUCGUCGAUAAUGCCGUCAACCGGUAUUGCUGCUACUGCAUCUGGGGACGAUCCACAUUUACAAUACUAUACCUCCAACCGAGAUUUGAUCGCCGGCAAGAGGUCAACGGAAAUGACGUCCUAUCCUGGUUGGCAAUACAAGACGAGCGGGACAACCGGAGUGGCACCUGUGCAACGUCACCACAGUAGCGCCAUAUACAAUGGGCACUACUGGCUGCAGGACGAGCAACAUCAGCAGCAACAAUUACAUUCAGUACAGCAACAAUCACGUUUAAGAUAUGGCAAAUCUCAAACGGCCACACGACCAAUUGCAAUCAGCUGCAAUAGCAGCAAUGGAAGCGUAAAUGGAGGCGAAAGCAGUAUUCGCUACUACGAGGACAACAGUAAAUACUCUACUGUUGGAUCUUGCGCUAAGGCCGUAAACUAUGCACCUACCGCCCCUUAUGAGCUACUGGAACAAGUGGUAAAUCCGAUGAAUGCGUUGCUGGCCACAAGCGAUCAGCAGCCUAGCCCCAAUUAUGCGCGCAAGUGUCCACAGCAUUACGAGCCCCCAACAGAGCAGCGCAGCGCUAAUCACAAAGUGAUUUCUCCACAGGCUCCACCUAAACAGGAACAGCAGCAUCAACAUCAGAGUCUAUACAUGCCUUCAAAUUUUCAAAAUACCGUGCAUAAUGCCAUUGAAAAAUAUGUGCGAGAAACUGCACCUGCUCCCAAUUUGGACUAUACACGCAAAGGCGCUAUAUUUACACGACCAUCAGCCGGUUACUAUGGUGUGUCAGCGGUGAGUGGAGGAAAUAGUAGUAGCAGAGACAGCGGCGCAUGUGUCAAAUUGGAGCCGGAUUCACCAGCGCUGGCCCGUUCUUCACUUUACCAUAAUCCUUACAGUCCGUCUACAGCCCCAUCAACAAGUCCUUUCAAAGAGUCAGCGUCCGUUGCUGUGGACGUAAGUUCGCGCGACACAUCGCCUUCGUUGGCAUAUGCCUAUCCCACCAAGUAUGACAAACUUUUGCCUCAGCAUGAAACGCCAACAACGACAGGGACAGGGACAUCGAGCGCUGGUGAGCAGAGGCGAAGUUCAUUCAGCUCUAUAAACAAUUAUACCGGUUAUUAUAACCAUGGUACGCCAUCUCCAGCAGCUGCUCAAGUGGCUUCACCUUUACCAGCCCAGCAGCUCUAUAAUAAUACCCCGCCUCCGACGGGCAGCACACAUACAGUUGCGCCCAAUUAUUCUACGCUGCAAGUAUAUUCACAUGGGCCUGACAUCUGCUGUCAGCCGUCGAUGGCUUUAAAAUCAGCUCCGUCGCAGCCCUCUGGUCCAAAGAAAACUCCACCCUCUUCUAAGCCCAAUUAUCGGGCGUUAAUCAAUGACAUGUUAAAACGAAAUACGACUAGUGAAGAGGAGCUCAAUCUUCAAAUUAUAAAGAAGACGCUCAAUAUGGAAACUCCGGGAAGUCGGUUACCCACAGUACCCACAGUACCUACAGUACCCGGCAGAAUCCGGCAGUCGCCAGUCACAAUUACUGUUCAUCCAACGUUGCCUCCAGUUAUUCAACAACCAACGCCGCAGCCCACUUUGCCUACCGCCCAGUCACCUUUGGAUUUGUCCAUGCGAACGAUCAAACAGACCGCCGACUCCACAGAAUAUAAAUAUCAGCGCAUGCCUACCGAUUCAUUUGACAGAAUAACAGUAUCAGGCACAGGUACAGGCUUGCCACGUUUUGAUAUAACACCAAACUUUGCACGCACCAACAGGAUAGUGUCGAGCCCAUCAGCCGCAUUGCCAGCAGCAGUAAUUCGGCAGGCGCCAGCAAAUACAGCGUUGCCAGUUGAAGCAACAUCCAUGGUCAUUAAGGCGGCACAGCAGUUGCGGCCCAGCGUAUUGGAAACCAAUCCAUACGCGAGGCGACCCCAGCUGCCGCCUGAGACAAGUGUUAAAGUAGUGCCAAAUCCAGCGCAUAGUCCCAGCACAACUAGUACGUGCACAGCCGUGAGCACGAUAACGAAUAGUGCCCACAAUAGCAGCAACCCGAACUACUUGGGUCGCAAGCGUCAUCUACAGGAGUACAAUCAAGCCACAGCAGCGGCGGCAGCUGCAGUAGAGGCAGCCACAGCAGCAGCAGCCAAACAGUCGCGUUUGGAAAGAACUCAGAUAGAAGGCAUUGUCGACACAUCAGUGCCGGUUAUAGCUGCCAAUAAGCAAGUGCCGCUGGCAAAGCGUGUAGAACAACCAAUACUGCCCUCCAGUAGCCGCGUGAUUGUUUGUUCCCAGCCUAAGCAGGAACAGUUGGUGGUGUCAAAGACGGAGUCACGUAUACGAACUAAGGCAGAGCUUAAAGGAUUCACGUUCACGACACCAGAUCUAACUUUAGCUAAUUCAACAAAAACAACAACAUCAAUAACAACAGAUAUCCCAACAAGUAUUGAAAACAAUAACAGUGCUACAGCGGAUACUACCACACCCACACCUGCACUGCAACCCAAUAACGUGAACAAUCACAUUCAAAUAAAAUUGGAGCCGGUGGCCACUCCGGAACCCGAUGUGAAAGAUGUGGACGAUGGCGACUCGCCAAGCUUCAACAGCAGCAGUCUCUGUGACUGGGGUAGUACUUGCAACAAUCUCGUAAAGCAGCUGCUCUGUAAAGCAUUGCCCGCGAAAACUACAUCGGGUAAUGAGAGCAUUGCCACAGCCAGCCGGAUCAAGCUCGAGCUGAGCGAGGACGAUCUACCCGUGGCGCGGAUACUUAAGAGACAGCCACUGGCAGCGGAUGUCGAAUCGGCGGCAACAACUACCACACAACUGACUAACACAACCACAACGAAUGGGAAUGCGUUCAGCGCCGCUCAAAAGAAGCUAAGCAAGACGGAGCGUGAAAAGAAGCGGCUGAUGCAGGAGCAGCGAAUAGCUGCACGAUUGGCACCCACGGCUGGUCACAGCAGUAGUUCCGAGAGUGAUUCAACCGAGCUACGUAAGCGUAAGACUGCCAGGCAAAAGAAACCUCUUAUGCGCAAGAAUAAAGCACGUCGGACAGAUGAUAAGGAGAUGCAAUUGAAGCAUUGCGAGCAGCCAAGCAGCGAUGAGGAGCAAAAGUCAAAGCCAGAGCAAGAGCAAGAAAAGCGAAUCAAUGGCUCCAGUGAGACAAAGAAUUCCGCUAAUGCGACGAAAAUCUUGAUACCCGCUUUUAAGAAAACUAAAGUGCAAUACGCGAGUGUGACGUGUAAAAAAAUUAAAAUCGAAACGCAACGAGGAAAAGUGAUAAGACAGAAUCAGAGCCCAGAGGGAAAUGCUGACGAUAAAACUAGCUCGAAUGGAAGCGACAACAGUGAUGAUGAAGAGCCACGGGAGCAGCAGGGUGACGAUGUUGAAGACGACGGCGACGAAGAAGAAAAUGCGAAUGCUGAGGAAGACAGCGCUUGCAAUCAUAGUAAUCGGAAAGCAAAACCCACUUUUAAAAAUCGCAUAGCACUUAACACCAUGACGCGAUCCAAACGAAAAAAGGAACUUGAGCUUCAGUUGGCGAACAGCAAAGUGCUGCGAAAUGACAAAAUCAUACGGAACUCGACAACAAAGAUUAAGCGAAAAUAUGUACGUAAACUGGUGCCAGAUUCUAAGAAGGAAAUUAUGAUAACACGGCUGCGAAACAAACGCGAUGAGAUUAUCGACAGGGCACCUUUGUCGGGACGUAAGCUCAAAAACAAUCCCAGUCACAAAUCCGGCCGUCAGACCAGCAACAAGGCAAAUAUUAGCCAAACAAAUGCAACACCACAGCAUCAGCUGUUUCUGGAGGAAUAUAGAUAUAAGUUGGCACUUAAGAUACCACAACGCUUGAUCUCCAUCAACAAGUUGAAUAAAUUGCCUCAAGUAGCAGCGUCCUUACCGGAUCUAGACCGUGGCCGGUAUCUCACUCAGGGUAUGGCUUCCUUUAAGCCCACUAGAGGGCGAAAGCCACGAUCUAAACUACCGAAUCAGCAAUCGCAGCAACAGCAGAAGACGACACCUAAAUCUAUUAUCGAUGUACUGCAUCUCCGUGUUACUAGCAAUGGCAGCCAACAACAGCAGACCAAUAGCAAUCUGAGCAACUGCGCCACAAGCCUUCAUAAUUAUAGUGAAACCUCACAGACCUCCGCCUCGAAUUCAUUAUAUGAACACUUGCAGGAGGCGACGGAGCCCAGUAUGGAGGAUAAUACCCUAGGCAAGCGUCAUUUUAGCAUAUUCGAUACAAAGGUACUGCAGAGUAAAACCCGCACAGAAUCCAAAUUGCAGCAGCGACGCGAGAUCAUACGCGAAAUAUUUGUGGGCACGGAACGGCCGGCCUCAGCACCUCCAGAGUGUGCGCAGCACGACCAGGCCGGCGAGGAAUGUGCUGCAUUGAGCUAUCAGCAAUAUGAGGACUUUCUAGACCAAAUGAAUCGUAUUGUUACCGCUAAUAAUAACAAGCUUUCCCGGCACAACAUUAGCGGUGAAGUAGAGCAAAAGACAGAAACAGAUUUGCCCAGUCGACCGAUAGCCUAUAAGCGUAAGUAUUUGCGUCGCAAGGGGAGCUCUGGUUUCGACUAUAUACGUAAAAAAAAGCGCCCUACACAUCACCAUCAGAAUACCAAUACCAGCAAUAGUACGAACACCAUUAACACUGUAUCCGGUGAUCGUACGGCAACCAACAUCUUUCCGACUCACACUGCAUCAGCAACAGUGGUAGAAACGGUGGCAGCCGAUGAUGAACGUCUGGAUGAUACCGACAGUACCAUCGCGGGAAGCACAUCCCAUUUGCCGAUGGCGGUCAAGACCGAAAUGGACGUGUGCCGUGAAAUACAGAAGUGGGUGCUCAACAAAGGCGUUGGUCAGAGCACAAUGCACAAGGCGGCACGUCAGGGUCUAAUCGAUGUGGUUGUUUACUGCCUGGAUCGCAUGGGCAUGAAUCCGGAUCAGAAAGACAAUGCUGGUUAUACGCCGCUACACGAGGCCUGCACGCAGGGUUGGUUAGAAAUAGCCAGAAUUCUUUUGCAAUUCGGUGCCAAUCACUCGGUGGCCGCCCAGUCAGGUAUUCGACCUCUGCAUGGAGCUAUAGAGAAUGACCAUGAGGAGGUGGUUCGAUUAUUAUUAUCCUAUGGCGCUGAUCCGUUGCUGGCGACAUACUCAGGCCAAACCCCACUCAUGUUAGCUUCAAGCAAAUUGAUGUUUGGCGUAUUGAGCAGUCAUCUCAGCGAUGCACAAAGUGCGGCUGAGGACAUAAAACCGAUGAGAUUUCCGGGACCCUGGGAGAUAUUUGAUGAAAAGGAAAAUGGUUUUAAUAUUUUCGAUAAUUUACCGAAUACAGCAUGUGAUAUGAGCAGAGCUCAAGCUAGAGGCAGAAUUAAGCAGAAACGCAGCCAUGGCGACAACGACAAUCCAGCAGGGCCCAAAACCGACAGUAAAAACAGAAAUAUAAAUGAAUUACUGCGUGAGAGAAAAGAUAGCAAGGAAAAAAUUAAUGCGAAUGGGGAGAUAAAUGCAAAGACUGCAACGAAAACAAUAAUUACAUCAACAGCAAUAGCUACAGAAUCAGCAACAGCCGUUAAACAAACAGAAGCAACAGCAACGCAACGGCAAGUAAAAUCAGAGCCUGGUGCGGGCAUAGAGGAUACAAACAACAACAAUAAUAAUAGGAAGAAUGAUAUUAACGUUGAACAAAAUGUAACGAGCGUUGUGAAUGGCAAGAAUGAGGUUAAACAGGAACCGCAAUAUGUUGACAAUUUGAAUAUAAAUAAUUAUGUGAAAGGUAAUGAUAUAGUGGAUGAUCGCAACGAUCAAGCUGAUGAUGAACAGGAAUACAAUGACGACGACAGAGACGCGUUAUCGGAUGAAUUGAACGGUGAUAUUUUUAAAUUCGAAGAAGCCGAUGUGCCCUUGCCACCACUAUACUUGCUCAAAGAUGAGGGCAGUGAUAAAUGGGUACUCCUUAAUGAUUUGUGCAAUUUACUUAAGGUUAAGUCAAAGGAUACGCUGCUUAAUAAGAUCUGUCCAAACGGGAACAGCCUAGCCAGCAACCAGAAGCAACUGCUGAGAGAGUUCAAAAUUGACGAUUUUCUGAAACAGGCGACGUGCCUCCAGCUCCUGUGUGCCGGCGAGAAGUUGAAUAUGUUUAGCUCCUCAAAGGUUGUGCUCAUCAGAUACAACGAUAGUGUUAAAAAUUUGUUGGGCGUUAAAACAAUUUUAAUGAAAUUUUAGAAAGAGAAUUUCGUAAGCUUUAAGACAUUAGAUAAUACAUUGUGCUACUUUAAAUAUAUAUAUGUAUAGGUAAGCCAAUGUUAGCGGUCAGUGUAGUUCGUCUUUGGAAGACAGUCUUCUACGAAGCAAUUAAAGCUAAGUGCAAAGUGAUACAAAGGUGCUAUACCCACACAUUCAACAAAAUAUAAAAAUGCAAGAGAAACACAUAGACAAAAAAUGAGCAACGCAAAUUGGAAAUUGAUAUCAUUCUUUGACAAAUGGAGCACCAGAUAAAUCGAUAAAUAAGCUAAUCGAAAUGUAAGAGACCUAAUUGUGUAAUUAAAUUAAUGGGUUUUAAUCAACACAAAGAAUAAAAUUAUAUUAUUUUAAUGAGAUAGAAAGUAAUUGCUAUAAAUAAAUAAUGCAAGAAAGGUGUAUAUAUGAAUAAUGUAUUUUCAAUUGAAAUUACUACGUAUAACUAAACAAUUAUAUAUGAUUAAACACUCCAGUGUGCAUAAGCUAAUAAACAUGUUUAAACUUUCAUCUA